Leucoraja erinaceus (little skate) is the source of this 2749-nucleotide messenger RNA. It is a transcript of the gene fbxo46, whose product is annotated as F-box protein 46. Gene Ontology annotation, molecular function: protein binding. Lineage: Eukaryota; Metazoa; Chordata; Chondrichthyes; Rajiformes; Rajidae. The record is from RefSeq and is a predicted model, not a curated record. The transcript has 3 exons. The coding region runs from base 602 to 2341 and encodes 579 amino acids.
ACAGGUGAGUGAAGUGUGCAAUGAGUUAAUUAACGCUGGCUGGCUGGCUGUUUGGAGCAGAGCUGACUCUACAGUGCAGAGUGGAGAGCUGCAGUCCACUCUGUCUCACCAGGCCAGAGUAAUCCCUCCAUCCAUAUAUAGGCAUGCCGUGAAUACUGUGUCAUGAUACGCUCUCGCAGCCUCGCAAGUGUCUGUCAACAAAUGGCCUUCCUCGUUUAGCUUUGCAGAUGUUGUUAAGGCCGGAGGAUUUUGCAAAAAGCGCCUGAGCCUGCCCUGGAGACACAUGCACCUCUGCUGAGGAGGUGGUGAAACACAGCGCCGCAGAGGGAGGCAGCGAGCGAGAGACAGACCCCUCCCUGUGUUGAUCUGAGCGUGUGAGAGUGAGUGUGUGUGUGUGUGCCCGACUCCAGGACUGUCCCACCUCCCGGGCCUGCAAUCGCAUGGCAGAGCAGAGGACUAGACUUAGCAGCAGCCCCGGACUGAGAAGCCGCCACACUCUGCUGACUGUUCCUUUGUGAUGAAGGCAGAGUUGACUGCGGGGGGUGUCGUUGGCACUGAAUGAUCUGCCAGAGGAAGGAGAGGAGUUGGCGGGGCACGAACUAUGGAGCAGAACACGUUCUCUCGGAUCAGACUGUGGUGCCCGCGGCCAUUCGGCACCUACCUCCAGAACAGGCAGUGCUGCAUCAGUCUGAAGAAGGCCGCGGGCGAGGCCAAGACUAAGGAGAAUGAGGCGGGCGGUUUGGACACGGCUCGGCCCCCCAGCGGAGCGGGCAGUGAAGGGGAGAGUGGACAGGAGGAGGGUCAGGGAGAGGAGGGGAGGGUGAUGCUGGACACCUGGUAUGUCAUCAAGCCGGGGAACACCAAGGAGAAGAUCGCCUUCUUUGUGGCCCACCAGUGCGGUGGCGUGGGGACUAACGGCCGGAGUAACGCUGUCAAGGUCAAGGGCAGUUGGGCCAUGGAUGGCACCAAGCCCAAGCGCAGGAGGAAGUCUCACGAGCCGGUCAAGGGGGUCCCGUCCCAGAGCCCCCCCUGCCUCUGUCCGGAGCCACUGUGCGAGGCCGAGCUGGUGUCCGUGGCCGAGAUGGUGGCCAGAGUGGAGCAGAGGGUCACCUCGACCCUGCGGACACAGCCCCGUCCACCCCCUGAACCCAGUGGGGGCUCCGAGAGUCACUCCCCACUCCCCAGCUCCGAGGGGGAGAUAGGAGAGAUAGGGGAGGGGGAGAUAGGGGGGGCAGAGGGGGGGUUCAGGGGGUGCCCGGCAGGUGAGGUGAGGAUCGCAUUCAGGGUAGCGAGCGGUGGGGGAGGGGAUGGGCGUUCUGGCUCCGAGCCGCAACAGGGCAGCAUCUUCAUGAGUUGCAACCACUCAGCGGUGGGGAAAAUCACCUGCGACCUCUAUCAGAUCUCCCCCUCCUCUCCCCCCUCUGCCCCACCCAAACACAACCACAACCUGGACGUGGAGAUGGGGCCAGCCCGGCCCGCCCAGGAGCCCAGGACAGACCCUCCAGAGCCCCUCUCCUCCUCCUCCUCCACCACCCCUCCCUCCGACAAGGGGCCAUCUCCGCGAGACUGCAGGAGCGGGUUCCAUGUGGAGGUGGUGGUGACCGGAGGGGUUGACCAGUGCCUGGUGUUUGGCCGGGACGGGGCUCCGGGGGACAAGGAGGAGGGGGGGGUGUGCGUGACGGUCAGCCAGGACUCCAAGUGCCCCUCGUGCGAGGAGCCCCCGCCUGGUCAGCUGUUCUUCCUCCACUCCCUGGCCCAGAGUCCGCAGUCCGAGGUCGGGAGGAGGCCUGGAGACGACGGGGAGGUGAAACAGCGGGCGGAGAAGGAGGAGAACUCGGGGCUGCUGAGGCCCCAGGUGGAGGACAAGGAGCCUCCGCUAUACUGCCUCUAUCGGCACGUCUCCCACGACUUCCUGGAGAUCCGCUUCAAGAUCCAGCGGCUCCUGGAGCCGAGGCAAUACCUGCUGCUCCUGCCCGACCACGUGACGGUCAAGAUUCUGGCCUUCCUGCCCACACGCUCGCUGGCUGCCCUCAAGUGUUCCUGCCACCACUUCAAGGGGGUGAUCGAAGCGUACGGUGUGCGGGCUGUGGACUCCCGUUGGAACAGGGACCCCCUGUACAGGGACGACCCCUGCAAGCAGUGCAAGAGGCAGUACGAGAGGGGGGACGUGUCUCUCUGUCGCUGGCACCCCAAACCUUACCACCACGACCUGCCUUACGGACGAUCCUACUGGAUGUGUUGCCGGAGGAAAGACCGGGAUGCUCUGGGUUGCCGGAUUGGCAUUCACGACAACAACUGGGUUCUGCCGGGGGAGACUGCCAAGAGGGAGGAGGGCAGAUAAACACCUCCAGACAUUGGGGCCUCUCCCUCCCUCACCCCACUCGUUGACGGAACGUUCUGGAUUCUCCUCGACGCUUAGAGCUAUUUAAUUUUUUUUGGAAAUCUUUUGGAAAUGGGGAAUGGGUGUUGAGAAGGUAACGAGAGGAAAAAAAACUUGGAAGCAUGAUACAGAUUGUGUGUGUGUGUGUGCGUGUGUGUGAGUGUGCGAGAGAGAGAGAGAGAGACUGGUUUUAAUCCCCCAUUAUAUAAAGUACAUUACCACAAAGUAAUUUAAUUUCGAUCAAUAACUUCAGCCUGAUUUCACCUCCACCGAUCAUGUGUCAACUUACAACUGAAUGUACAAAGGGCCUUCCCCUGCCUUCGCACUUUGUCUCGUGUCUAGAAAGGUCGGGGGGGGGGGAGAGGGGGG